Molecule: messenger RNA, 1476 nt
Organism: Stylonychia lemnae
Lineage: Eukaryota; Ciliophora; Spirotrichea; Sporadotrichida; Oxytrichidae
Source: the annotation of a GenBank genome assembly
AUGACCUCAAAAGCUCUUCUUAAUAAUAUGCUAUUAAUCAAGAAAAGAGAUGCCUCAGUUGACCACCAAAUCAACUCCAGAUUCCAAUAGAAACCAUAGGACAAGCUUAGUUUACCUCAACUUAAGCAAGCUCAGCAAGGAUCUGGUAAAAAUCUCUUACCUUAACCAAAUGGCUUACUUGCACCAAGACAAGCCAUGAACAACAAUAACCAAGUAAAGUACACAAGAUCUAGCAAUCACAGAUCAAUCGAGAGAGCAGCAGUUGCUGUGAAGAAUCAAAAGCAGCAUUCUAGAAUGGGGUCCAUUGAAUACCCCAACAGCAAUCAAAGCACCUAACAUUCAACUGCACAGCUUUCCGCAAUCAGUUCUGGCUUCUUAAACCUUGACAUCAAAGAAAGAAAAUAUGACUUGAUUAGUGACUAUGGCAAGUAAAUUGAUACUUACUUGAAAGAGUUACAAGAUGAAAACUCAAUUGGCGCAAGCCACUUGAGCAAUCAUAAAAUCAACGGUAUUUACAGAGCCAAAAUGGUUGACUGGAUGGUUGAAGUUCUUACUGCAUUCAAGUGCUCAGACUAAACCUUUUUCCUCGCUAUUAACAUCAUGGACAGAUACUUCGAUGCCCUUAACAAAGAUAACAUCGCAUUAGAAUUAACUGAGUUGCACACAACUGGAAUUGUUUGCAUGUUUAUGGCUUCAAAAUAUGAAGACAUCUACCCUUUGUUAAUGAAGACUGUGUAUAGUAAAAUCGGACAUUCAAAAAUUAGCGUUGAUGCUAUCAGAAAUAAAGAGAUGGAAAUUCUAAGAGUACUGAGCUUCCAAAUUGGCAGCUAUCCAACAGUGCUCGAAUUCCAGCAAAGCUACAUCGAACAAGCCUUUAAAAAUCACGAGGACAGAGAUUUCAUCAAGCUAAUGACCAUUUACUUGGGUAAAAUGGCACUCCAUCAUGAAAACCUCUGCACCAAAUAGUCAAAUUUAUUGGCUGCCUCUUCAAUCUAUGUUGCACUUAAAAUUUGUGAGCAAAUGAGACAAAAACCAAUGCUUACAAAGGCAACACUUCAACAAAUCAUAGAUGUUUCAGGCAUCGAAGAGAAAAAAUUGAUUGAAUGCGCUAAGAAAGUACUUUACCUAGCAUAAAACUUUGAGAAAGAGCUUCCGGGUCUACAAAACGUCAAGGAGUGUUACAUUCCACUCCUUAACCAAUUCCUUGAACUCACAGAGGAGAAAUUUUCAAAGCGUCAAUCUUAUUGUGGUUGGCUCUUUAUGAAGAUUCGUCUCCGAAGGGUUCCUGUCUGGCAACUAUUGUUUGAGUGGGCUAGACUACUAAACUUGGUGCGAAAACCUUCAUAGCAAGUAGCAUUUUCAGAAAUCACGAAAAGAAAGACAGAUGAGAAUAUAGAGAAUCAGAAAACUGGAAAGUUUGCCUAUAUUGUACGCUAAUAUAACUAACAAAUCUUUUUCUUUUAUUUUAAAUACUGA